Cercospora beticola is the source of this 1383-nucleotide messenger RNA. RefSeq lists its product as uncharacterized. The record is from RefSeq and is a predicted model, not a curated record. Lineage: Eukaryota; Fungi; Ascomycota; Dothideomycetes; Mycosphaerellales; Mycosphaerellaceae.
AUGCCUUUACACAAAGUUCUGCCGAUCAAGGCGGACAUGGAGUACAGGCGACAGCGAGUCGGUGCUCCAAGGGCAUUUUCCAAAGACUUCAUACGUGAGGUGAUCAUCGCCACCAUCGAUGAUUUCAACCUUCACAACCUACAGGAUCCGGACAGAUUCAUUGCUGUGUCGCCUGCAAAGGGCUCGACUCCCAUUUACGAUAUCCACAGACGCCCUCUUGGGUAUGACAGCUACUCGUUCGAGGGUUGGCGAUGGGAGUCGAAAGUCAUGGAAGUCGAGCUUGAUUCGGCUUGUGAGGUCUGGGUCCAUGCUCGGCAUGGAUGUACAUCUUUGGUUGAGUGGCUCCAAAAGGAUCAUCAUCCCGAUGAUGAUGAUGAUGAUUCGGAUCUCAACGCUGACUUGGGGCCGUGGCCGUGGACUGCAAAGGAAGCGCGAGAGAGACAGCAAGUCUUGUGGGACAAGCAGUGGCGUCUCUGGAAAAUCAACGGUAAGCAAUUUCAGUUUCGCAAUCUGCCUGCUGAGAUUCGGAAUUCGAUCUACGACUUCGCUCUUGGUCCCGAGCAGGACCAGUCCUCAUACCGCCAUGCACGACUCGGAAGAUACGGUACUCGCCACAUGGAGCGAGGUGCGCUUCCGUUGCCAUCAAUGAACAUUCUAUACUUGAGCCGCCAGGUUUACGCCGAAGCAUGCCAUAUCCUCUUCGAAAGAACUGUCUUUCGCCUCACGAGCAGCAAAGACUUCUACAGACUGAGCGACAACAAGACGCUUGUCAGCCGCAUACGACGUCUUGAGCUGGCGCUGCCACAUGAGGAUUUCCUCGAAUGCUUCAAACGAGUAGCGGACUUGCGCCGCCACGGCCUCGAAGAGGCAAACGUCUUUCAACGCAUGCAACUCAAAGACUUGGUCAUCGAUUUGGCUCGGCCGAAAGCUCUUAUCGAUAUUGUGAUGAUAUUUCACAACAACACGGGUUCUACGAUGGUCCCAGAGUUUGCCUGCCAAAAAUUGACGGUCGACAAGAUUCUGCGGAAGGCGUUUCCAUGGAUAGCCGAGCAGCCUGUUCGUCUCGUCGGAGCGUUGAAGAAUCAGCAGAGGAAGGACUUCGAGGCCAAGUGCGCUGCAAAGCGCAAAGAAUACCUCGACUGGUGUCGUGCCAUGUCGCUGGACGGCCAGGUUCCGACACUGGUGGAAUAUGAGGAGUGGAAGGCAGAGGAGGUUGGUGGAGUGUGGCUCGAUGGCCGUGGAGCGGUGGCCGCAGAACCAAUCGAAGAGACGCUUUAUGGAGCUCAAUCAGACGUCGUGAACGAGGCUGAAGAUGAGAUGGCCUUGGAAAAGUGUCGUUGUGAAGUCAUUUGUACUCCAGCGCGCUGGACGAACGAGGACUAG